CUUUUGACUUUUACUUUAAUAAUUGCUUGUACAAAUGCUAGACAGCUUAGAGGAUUCGAACUUUGAUUAUAUUUUAUUGGGAACUGGACUCAUCGAAUCGAUUUUAGCAGGAUCACUUGCUAGGACGGGUAAAAAGGUUCUUCACCUUGAUAGCCAUCCCUAUUAUGGCGGAAAUGGGUGCGUGUUUGGUUUUCGAGAAAUUGUUCAAUGGUAUUUAAGCCUAUGUAAACAGACGGGAAUUUGUGCGUCGACAGCAGAGACCGACUUCAGCAUAGAUUUCGAAAGGAACUAUAACUCAAAUUUUAGAAAUGUUCAAUUUAAAUUAAAUGGUACUCCACUUUCGACUUCGGAAAGAGAACUCAUUGAGAGCAAGUUGACAGGAGAGUCCACAACAGCAAAAGAGGAAUUCUAUCCAAAACCAAAUUCCCAGUCAGAUAGAGCAUUAUUUGAUGAGUUUUUUAGUGAUGUGACGAACACUGAAUUAUGUGAUAAGUUGGCCGAAAUGCGUCUUUUUGUCGAAUUGUUGCAAAAGUCUCGUUCCUAUAACUUAGAUACAACACCGAAACUGUUGGGAACGCGUGAGGAGUUAGUGGAGGUUUUGAUACGAAGUGGUGUAGGCAGAUAUUUAGAAUUCAAAACCGUCGACGAUAUUUACCUCAUGGAUCAUCAGUCAUAUGGGUUAAAAAAGGUGCCCAGUUCCAAGGAAGAUGUAUUCACCAGCAAGUCCGUCAGCUUGAUAGAAAAAAGAAAAUUGAUGAAGUUUCUAACUUUUGCAAUGGAAAACCCGAAAAAUGAUGUUGCAGAAGAUUCUGUUUUGAAAGGUGCGGAAGAUAUGAAUUUUGGACAAUUUUUGGAGGAAAAGUUUAGUUUAACAGGAAGAUUGAAGGAAGCGAUUAUAUAUGCUAUUGCACUUGUAGAUGCUAGAGCCUCGGUUAAGGACGGUUUGGAAAAAACACACCAGCUCAUGCGAUCUAUGGGACGUUUUGGUAAAGGUGCUUAUCUCUGUCCUCUAUAUGGUGGGUGCAGCGAAAUUGCUCAAGCAUUCUGCAGAGUAUGCGCCGUUUACGGUGGGGUUUAUAUUUUAGGCCAAGCGCUUGAUAGAUAUGUCAUUGAGAGUGGUACAAAUUUAUGCAAGGGAGUUGUUACAAAAGAAGGGCAGACUUAUUAUUGUGAGAAGCUUAUCUCGGGUAUAGACUAUUUAGCCGCAGCAUGGUUACCGCGAAAAGAAGAUUUGGGUACGUGGAUAGCGCGGGCAAUUAUAGUGACAAAUAAACCAAUUCGCUUGAAGACAGUAGAUGAGCCUGAGUCAAUUGAUACGCUGGCUUACAGCGUGAUUGCUCCUGGCAGCUUAGAAGGAAAUAUUGAUGAGCCAAUUUUUAUCAUUCACCAAAAUGAAGAAAGUAUGGCAUGUCCCAAAGGAGAGUACGUGACGUAUUUGUGGACAGCAUCAAAAAAGGAAGAAAUAUUGCAAGGUGCAGUCACUGCACUUCUUGGUAAAGGCAAUGAACAAAUGGCGACCGUUGAUAAAGCCGAAGUUGGCAACGCUGAAAUGCAGAGAAACAACGAAAAUGCUUCCACUGUGUUGUUCAGCGUGUACUUUGAACAACGUAUUCGUAGUAUUAGAGAUUUAGAAGGUCGAUGGAAUCUUCCCGAUAAUGUGAUACCGUCUAGUGAUCCUGACACGACCUUGGAUUUCACAACAGCGACGAAAGAAGCUUAUCAAACAUUUUUAAAUUGUGAGCCUUCUGAUACUGCUGAAUUUAUGCCUGCUUAUGAACAGGAACCUGGGGAUGAUGAUUUUUGAAUAUUACAACAUAAAUCUUACACUGUAAUAAAUACUCAUUUUCAUCAUUAAGAAUAUUUUAGCUUA
Mycotypha africana is the source of this 1870-nucleotide messenger RNA. RefSeq names its product GDP dissociation inhibitor-domain-containing protein. Gene Ontology annotation, molecular function: GDP-dissociation inhibitor activity. Gene Ontology annotation, cellular component: cytosol; cytoplasm; Rab-protein geranylgeranyltransferase complex. The coding region runs from base 35 to 1804 and encodes 589 amino acids. Lineage: Eukaryota; Fungi; Mucoromycota; Mucoromycetes; Mucorales; Mycotyphaceae. The transcript is spliced from 8 exons. The record is from RefSeq and is a predicted model, not a curated record. Gene Ontology annotation, biological process: vesicle-mediated transport; small GTPase-mediated signal transduction; protein geranylgeranylation.